Alnus glutinosa is the source of this 2095-nucleotide messenger RNA. Its product is annotated as beta-glucosidase 13-like. Gene Ontology annotation, molecular function: beta-glucosidase activity. NCBI's taxonomy places the organism in Eukaryota, Viridiplantae, Streptophyta, Magnoliopsida, Fagales, Betulaceae. The record is from RefSeq and is a predicted model, not a curated record. Gene Ontology annotation, biological process: carbohydrate metabolic process.
UCCGCUAACUCAACACUACCAUUAAUUUUGAAGAAUCAAGGGAUUAAACAGUACCACUUGAGGCAUACAAAAGGUUUGCCCCUCAUGAUGUAUCAUAAAAUGGAGUGGGGUGGGCAUCAAGAGCUGGUGGCUGACUCAGUGGCUUCCGGUGGCGUUGCCACUCCUAAUUAUGAUGUUAAUCGUAGCAGUUUUCCAGUGGGAUUCAUAUUUGGCACAGCAUCAUCUUCUUACCAGUAUGAAGGUGCAGCAAACGAAGGUGGUAAAGGACCAAGUAUAUGGGACACUUUCACUCAGAGAUAUCCAGAUAAGAUAAAGGACCAUACUAGUGGGGUGCUUGCGGCCGAUGAUUCAUAUCAUCGUUACAAGGAAGAUGUGGGUAUAAUGAAGGACAUCGGAUUUGAUGCUUACAGAUUUUGUAUCUCUUGGUCCAGGCUACUACCUAAUGGAAAUUUGAGUAGGGAAGUGAACCUUGAAGGCAUUGCAUAUUACAACAAUCUCAUAAACGAGCUACUAUCCAAUGGACUGAAGCCAUUUGUGACUCUUUUCCACUGGGACCUUCCACAAGUGCUUGAUGACACCUAUGGUGGUUUUUUGAAUCCCCAAAUUGUGAAUGACUUCAUAGAAUAUGCUGAGCUAUGCUAUAGAGAAUUUGGUGAUAGAGUGAAGCAUUGGAUGACCUUUUUUGAGCCACUCACCUUCACUAUCUUGGGGUAUGCAUAUGGUUUAUUUCCACCAGCCAGGUGCUCAAACCGGUUAAUCUGUGCUGGGGGUGAUUCGGCAACUGAACCCUAUGUGGUUGCACACCACCAGAUUCUUGCUCAUGCAGCUGCAGUCAACGUCUAUAGGGACAAAUACCAGCCAUCUCAGAAGGGAGAAAUUGGGAUUGCACUAAAUUCACCAUGGAUCGUGCCAUUAAUCCAGUCAGCUGCAGACAAUGAUGCAGCAUCUCGAGCCCUUGCUUUCACCUAUGGCUGGUUUAUGGAACCACUAAAUUCUGGUUCCUACCCAGCUGAAAUGGUUACCCAUGUCCGAGAACGUCUGCCACAAUUUUCCAGUGAGCAAUUAUCUUCAAUGGUUAAAGGAUCUUUCGAUUUCAUUGGGAUAAACUAUUACACUGCAAAUUACGCUUCAGAUUUUCCUUGCCAAACUCAUCAGCUUAGCUACCUCACAGAUUCAUGCCUAAGCAUCACAAGUGAGCGAAAUGGGAUUCCCAUCUGUCCAAAGGCUGCUUCGGACUGGCUUUUUAUUUAUCCACAAGGAAUUCAAGAUCUUUCGCUCUACACAAAAAAUAAAUUCAACAACCCAGUCAUCUACAUAACUGAAAACGGAGUCGAUGAGCUUAAUAAUGGUAAAGUACUGUCUCUUGAAGACGACAUGAGAAUUGACUUCUACAAUAGCCAUCUUUCAUUUGUUCAAAGUGCUAUUAUGAAUGAAGUCAAUGAAAGGGGAUACUUUGCAUGGUCAUUGUUGGACAACUUCGAAUGGGGCGAUGGAUAUACCGUUUGCUUUGGGAUCAUCCAUGUAGAUUGUGAGGACGAGUUAAAAAGAUACCCUAAAAACUCCGCUAAGUGGUUCAAGAAGUUUCUCCAAAAUGAACAUCAGAAAGAAGCGUCUCAUUUUUUAUGGACCUCCUCUUCUUGAGUAUUUAUCUCAAAUUACAUGUUGCAAUAGACUAAUAGAGUACUAAAAGUUUGGAUUGGGAUCCAUCGGAAUUCGGUGCAAUUCCAGUAGCUCCUAGUGAGAUGGGAGAUAUGAGGCCCACCUACUGUUAUAUGUUGCAAUAGAAUACUAAAAGUUUAGAUCGAGAUCCACUUAUAUUCGACGCAAUUCGGACAAUAAAUUUAAGGGAAUCUUGAUUCAAUAUCAAAUCAAAGGAUUGAGAUCUCCUACAAUUGGGGUGUUUGAAUUUGCAUUAUAGUUUGGACAGCCCACAAUGAGAAGGCUAUAUGGCCACUUGAUCAAGACAUUUGGUUGUCUAAAGCAGGUAAGUUUCACAAUCCCCCAUUUGUAGAUUGUUUGAAUUGUAUUGCAAUUCAGACACUCCAAUUGUAAGGGAUUUUAAUUUCAAAUAAAAUUUUAAUGUGGCGUUUGGAUA